UUUUAUAUCCUUCUAUGGAUGAAGAUCCACCAGAAGCUGCGUAUUGGAAACCUGCUAUUUGUACUUAUUCCUGUGCGCUCAGAACGGACUCUUGGUCAGCAAUGAUAUACUACUAUGGACCCAUUUCGAUUUUAUUACUUUUCAAUAUAAUGUUUUUUGUUUCAACGGCAAGGUGGUUUUAUGUGAAUAAUAGAGAUAUUGAUAGUACAUUGUCAAAUCAAGCCGAAAAAACACAAAAACAACAGAGUUAUGCUAAUUUUGUGAUGUUCUUACGCUUUUUUAUUAUUUAUGUUGUGGUGUGGUUUGUUGAAAUUAUUUCAUACCUCAUGGGCGAAAAACCUCAUUUUUGGAUUGAUGCAAUAACUUCGGCUCAGGGCAUUAUACUAUUUAUCUUAACUAUUUUUAGAAAGGAAGUGCUCGUUUCUAUCUCUGAUCGAUUAAGUGGACGAAAAUAAUUAUGCACCUAUACAUGAUUCUGCGCAGCUUCUAAUAUAAUACUGCCAUAGGAUCAAAAAACAGAGCGAUUACAGUAGUAGUUAUAUAGUUAUAUAAAAGUGUAAAAUGUAAUAUAAUAACUACACGUAAAAUUUGCUAUUCAAACGCAUUCUAAUACAUUUGCAGUAAGAGUAAUUCGAAAUAUAUAAGGGACCGAACACAAAUUAUGUAUAUGUAGAAAUGACUGUUUCGUGAUAAUAUUAAUAUACAUAGCUGAAUUUAGAUCUCUUUGUUAAGUAUUUCUCAUUAUUAUAAAGUAUUUUCUUAGGCUUGACCUUAUUAGUUAUGGCUCAAUACAGGAAGGUCGUUCUUUUCGUAAAGUCUCGUUUGCCUUGUGGUAUGUACAAUGUAGAUGUAUAGUAUGUAUGCAUGUAUGCAACUAAAUAAUAAUUAAAGCCGAUAUUCUGAGUAAUCAA
Messenger RNA from Drosophila innubila, 911 nucleotides. RefSeq names its product probable G-protein coupled receptor Mth-like 11. The record is from RefSeq and is a predicted model, not a curated record. The transcript is spliced from 4 exons. NCBI's taxonomy places the organism in Eukaryota, Metazoa, Arthropoda, Insecta, Diptera, Drosophilidae. Bases 15 to 455 code for a protein of 146 amino acids.